AGAAUUGGGUUUGAAAAUUGAAAUCGAGCUCCCAUGCCGAUUCGAUUAGGGUUUUGGGCUUCUGCUUUUUUCACAUCACUUUCCACUCAAUUCUUCCUCUAAAGUUCCUCCUUUUCCAGAUAACACAUUCGAUUCCUUCCCUCUUUUUAUUGCCUCAUCAAAGAUUUCAACCUCGCCUCAAUUACACGCCGUCAUUUCUGAACUACGGCGGAGAUUGCAUCGGAAAUCGAUGAUUGGCAACAUCUCAAAUGGAUCCUUCCCUCGUGCAAUCCGCUUCUUCCGAAGAUGAGUGGGACACUGAUGGAUUUGUAAUUCCAAGCUUGGAAAUUGAAGAUACAGAUCAAAACAAAACCGAUAUCCCAAAAGUAGAAGACACUAAGCUGAUCGAAGUUGAGGCUGCAAAGGAAGAAGAGCAUAUAUACCUCGGACCACACGGAGCUCCUCCAUCUCAAGUAAAACAGCAGGAACAGAAGUCUUCUAGCCGUAAACAGAAGUUCAAGCAGAAACUCAAGGAAGCCGAUAGAGCAUACAGUGGAAGCGGGCGAGAGAAUAAGGUGGACAGUUUAAGGGAGCUUGUAGGUGAAGGAGGGAAAAUGCAGGCUACCGUGUCAAAGAAUUCUACUAGGGAUUGGCUCGACCCCCACUGUCAUGAGUCGCAGUUUGAGAGAAAGCAUGUACACUAAAAUUUCUGCUCUCUAGUUGUUGGGUUCUCUAUUUCAUUCUCUUCUUACUUUCAAGGUCUUUGUUUCUUCAAGAAGGUCUUGCUAGACAGACUUACUUGGAAAGUAUACGACAUAAACAAUUUUACUCAAAUUAUAUGGAUUCGUUUCAGUUUGUUA
Molecule: messenger RNA, 839 nt
Organism: Salvia splendens (bonfire salvia)
Lineage: Eukaryota; Viridiplantae; Streptophyta; Magnoliopsida; Lamiales; Lamiaceae
Exons: 3
Coding region: 249-683 (144 amino acids)
Source: RefSeq, a predicted model, not a curated record